Molecule: messenger RNA, 150 nt
Organism: Dentiscutata erythropus
Lineage: Eukaryota; Fungi; Glomeromycota; Glomeromycetes; Diversisporales; Gigasporaceae
Source: the annotation of a GenBank genome assembly
AUGCUUUACAAAUCUGAUAAUGAAAAACAUGAAUAUCAAUGUGUUUACAAAAGUCCAGCUUUUACUAGUUUUACUAUAAUAAAUCUUCAGUUCAAACUUGAAAUUGAUGGUCAAUUACAAGUUGUAUUUAAUAAUAAUAUAAAAACCUAA